This is a messenger RNA of Mobula hypostoma (lesser devil ray), 3720 nucleotides long. It is a transcript of the gene proser3, whose product is annotated as proline and serine rich 3. The record is from RefSeq and is a predicted model, not a curated record. The coding region runs from base 24 to 2126 and encodes 700 amino acids. Lineage: Eukaryota; Metazoa; Chordata; Chondrichthyes; Myliobatiformes; Myliobatidae. The transcript is spliced from 12 exons.
UGGUCCCGCUGGGCGCGAGCGGGAUGGAGCGAGUGUCGGGAGGCUCUGCACUCUUCAGUCACGCCAACCCUUUUGUGGAGCCUCCGAUCUCCCGCAGUCACUACUGCCCCUCCUCGCCGCAGAGCCGAUCCAAGCAGCAGCAGCGGAAGGUGAUGAGAGAAGGCAGGAUCCAGUGGUCCGGGCAGCGCCUGCCCUUUGAGGACACACCUUCAGCCCCUGAUCCCCUGGAACCAACAGGCAAUGGUGCACGUUCCGAUUCUAUCAGCCAUUUGGAGGAAUCCUGGCCCUCCAGUGAGAGUGCAUCUCCCUCCACACUGGAGGGUAGGUCAAGCCAUGUGCAGAGCCUGUCCGGUGAUCCACCUCGUGAGAACUUUUGCCCAGACACGGGAUGGGGCUGCAGCCCAGAUGGAGCACCUGCGAACAGUUCCAUCAUUGCCAUGUACAUUCAGAGAUUCCGUCAUGCCCAGCCGCAGAGCCGAGAGCAGCGUGCGGCCCGGCUCGGAGCUGGUCUCGAUGACUUCUGGUGGCUCCAUAACUCUCCCCGCAGCAGCUCCACACCAAAUGGAGAAGAGCACUCUGCUGACUGUGGGCCAGUUCUUCCAGGAGGGGGACCAGGCAGCAACCAUUCCCCUUUCUAUCUGCCGGAGUCUCACUGCCUGCAAGAGGUCUCGGCCCUGCCUGGUGUUUCCAGCUUAAGCCUCCCUUCGCUGAAAGGACUGUCUGCUUCGGAGAGGGCGCAUGACAUUUCCCUGCAGGAAACCCUUGACCCGAAUACGCUGCAGCUCCAGGAGAGAGCCCGCCGCUUGCUCGAGCACAGCGAGUCAACGCUCAGCGACCCGGUCCCUGUCAGCUCAGAAGGAGUUGGGUCUCCACCGGAGUCAGAUGCCCCCAGCCUCGAGGAGACUUCACGCUGGCCUCUUUGUGUUCCGCUCAGAGAGUUGACAGUUGGUGAAGGACGAACAACACAGCUUCCUCCAGCAUCUGAGCCUCUCUGCCUGGCCCCAGCCCGUUCCCUUGCUCUGCGUCCUGAGGACGACAUUCUAUACCAGUGGCGUCUGCGGAGAAAGAUGGAGGUGGCCCGGGACAGCCCUUGGCCAUCGCUGCCCGCUAGGAUGGCCCACUCUCCACCGGUCCGUCUGCCCAGGCAGGUGGAAGAAUUUGGCGAGUGCAGACUAUCGCGAGUAGGACCUUCAGCUGGAGACGGUUUCUCUGCCCAUGAAUCCCCACAUCUGACGCCAAGCCAACCCCAGCGCUCACAGUGUUCCAGCCAGCUGGCGUCCCAAAGGGGUGAGAAGGAGAGGGAGUGGCUGGAGAGUGCGUGGUGUCGGACCACGAGUACUUUGGAGCCUGGGCUGGCUGCAGCCAGACACCCAGAUCCUGGACCUGCCGGUCCUGAAAUCCCAGAGUUUGGACCGACCGCUGCCAGGAUCCCAGAGCCCAGACCUGGUACCAAAAUUCCAGAGGCCAGAUCAGCAACUGCCAGGAUGCCGGAGCCUGGACUGACCACCACCAGGAUUCCGGAUUUACAUCCCAGGCUGGAUCCAUGCCAGGAAAUGUCCAGUGAGCCUGGACCUCCUGGCACUGAAAUCCUGGAGCCCCGAUCUGCUCAUACAGGGAUCCCAGGGCCUGGACUCGCAGCUGCCAGGAUCCCAGAUCUACAUCCCGAGCCGGAUCCAGGCCAGGAAUCGUCCAGUGAUGAGGCCUGCAGCUUUCCAGCUGGCGUGCAGCGAUCCAGGGUGGAGCAUGGAGCAGGAUCCAGACUGGCACCGUCUGAUGUUCGUCAUGUGUUGGGACAGGUGAUUUCUGAGGCGAUCUUCUCACCCCCUCCUCCUCAUUUGUCACGGAAAGCUCACAGUAAUCCAAGGAGAGUGACAAGAGCCAUGAGAAGGAAUCGAUCGAUGCCGUCACCCAGUGCACAUUCGCACUUGCAGCCCUCAUCAGAAGUGGGCCCCAGUCAGUCCCCAGAGGUGCUGGCUCAGCUCCUGGAGGAGGCUGAAGAAUCAGAUGGUGUGGAGUUUGAGGAGGACGUAUUGCUUCAGGUGCUACGGCAGCAGCGCGACUGGGUACGACGGCAACUCAGGGAAGCCAACUUGAGGCUGGAGUCUGUUAGCUGCCAAGCACCAUAAGGGGAGCAGCGGAAAGAGCCAACAUCUGGCGUGGCCUCUGCAGAGCUGUGUGAGUAACGGAUAUCGAUGUGGGCAGAGAGGGGGACACAACUGGUCCAGAACAAAAGGGGGCAAGGAGUGAGAGUUCCUGAAUGUUCAUAUUGCUCCUGUAAUUUCUCACCACACACAGGACGGGCCUGUGUCUGCAACACCCCCCCUCCCCGCCCAUACGAUGUCAGGACGGGGUCUGUGUCUGUGACUCUCCCACACGGAGACGGGAUCUGUGUUUGAUUCUCCCACACGGUGACACAUCGGGGUCUGUGUCUGUGGGAGAGUGGCUGGAGCUCCCACAGGUAAUCAUGAUGUAUGUUCCCCACCUCUGUGAGACCCCCUUCUCCUCUCACCAAGCUCAUUGAGUUUUCCCAUGUGUUCAUGGUUGCAUUUUAGGAAAAGGACUAUUGUCUUCACUAAACUUGGAUUAAUUAGAUUAUUUUGAUGCAAUAAAGUUUUUUAUGUGUUUCUUACUGUGCCUUUCUGAACCUAAUCCAGCUCAGCAUAAAAACUGUGUUUAGUUGUGCUCCGCAAAGAGGAUGCAGGCUCUGUCUCAGUUCUGUAUACCACUUAUCUGAUUAUCAACAGGAUGUCUGAGGCUGCAUUUCACAGUUACCUCAACAUUUCAGCAACAGCGUUCAGAUAGUGAAGCUUUCCCCACAUUGUCCCAUCAUACCCAGGGUCAGUCACCAUACUGUCACACACUCACAAAGUCAGACAGAGAGAGAAGCUCCCUCUACAUCAUCCUAUCACUCAUUUACAGGGUCAGACACAGUGAAUCUCCCUCCAGACCGUCCCAUCGUACAAUCUAUGGCUAACUGGAGGUCCACGACCCAGUCCUCGUUGGAGGAUAGGAGGUGGAGAGAGAAGUUCAGUAACGUUAAGUUCCUUGGCCUUAUCAUUUCAGAGGAUCUCUCCUGAGACCAGCAUGUGUCAUUACAAAGAAGGCACAGCAGUGCCUCUACUUUCUUAGAAGUUUGUGCAGAUUUGGCGUGUCUAAAACUUCUAUUGAUAAUUGUGACUGGUUGCAUUAUGGCCUGGUAUGGAAACACCAGUGCCCAAGAAUAUAAAAGUCUCUGUGAGGUGGUGGAUACAGCCCAGUUCACAGGAAAAGCCCUCCCCACCAUUGAGCAUGUCUACAGAGAGUGCUGCCACAAGAAAGCAGCACCAUCAUCAAGGACCAUCCAUACCUUGUUCUCCUCUCACUGUUGCCAUCGGAGGUGAGAUACAGGAGUCUAGAGUCGCACACCACUGGGUUCAAAAGAAGUUACUAUCCUUCAACCAUUUGGCAUCUAAACCACGUGGAUAUCUUCACUCAUCUCAGCAAUGAACUGAUACCACACCUAAGGACUUGGCAACUUGUACUGUCGGUGUUAUUUAUUUAUUAUUGUUAUUCUUAGUUUUUUUUGUAGUUGUAUGGAUUGUUUGUCAGUCUUUGCUCGUGUGUAGUUUUUCAUUGAUUCUAUUGUGUUCUGUUUGUAUCUUCUGUGAAUGCCUGCAAGAAACUGAAUAUCAGGGUAGUAAAUGGUGACAUGUUUGUACUUUGAUAAUAAAUUUACAUCAA